Molecule: messenger RNA, 3020 nt
Organism: Pyricularia grisea
Lineage: Eukaryota; Fungi; Ascomycota; Sordariomycetes; Magnaporthales; Pyriculariaceae
Exons: 4
Coding region: 348-2741 (797 amino acids)
Biological process (GO): proteasome-mediated ubiquitin-dependent protein catabolic process; ubiquitin recycling
Cellular component (GO): nucleus; cytoplasm
Molecular function (GO): ubiquitin binding
Source: RefSeq, a predicted model, not a curated record
CUGAUCUAGUCUCAGCAAACAAAACCAACCAACACUUUUCUUUUCCACACACAUUCAGAUAUUCGCCCAAUUUAUUAAACAUUGCAAAUCUUUCCACAUCUGCAAUAUCCGAUUUUUCUGCAUAUCGCAACCGCAUUCCCAAAAAGGGGUUUGACCAGCACUUCAGUAUUCCUCACUGUCGCUGUAGCUCCGACCUGCGGGGAGCUAGCCCCGCCGUUUAACAACGCCGGCAUUACCGCUUGCGAUUGUCCGUCUCGCAAACUUCUCUGAGAAUUGAAGGCCCGGACGCUGUAACUGCACAAAAACCAAACAGAUAAAGCACUGGGAGCUCAUCAGCAAACAUUGAAAUGUCAGUUUUCAAGCUUUCCGCCCAGUUAAUAGGGCACUCCAACGAUGUCAAGGCUGUACGAUACAAAUCCAAGGAUGUCAUUAUCUCAGCGUCAAGAGAUAACUCAGUCCGGAUAUGGAGGCAGACGUCAGCACCAAACACACCUCCUGCCUUCGACAGCGCUACCCUAGCCCAGUCCGGCUCCUACGUCAACUCGCUCGCCCUCAUCCCGCCUUCUACCAACCAUCCUGACGGAUUGGUGGUUACAAGUGGGCUCGACCCUGUCAUCUACGUUCACGAACCGAAACCGCUGGACCAGCAAAGCAGUGGCUACCCCAUACUUCUCCCCGGUCAUUCCAACAACGUAUGCAGCCUCGACGUUUCGCCUAAUGGCCAGUACAUAGUCUCCGGUAGCUGGGAUACCAAAGCAAAGAUUUGGGAUGUGAACAAGUGGGAUCUAGCGGCUGAGUUGGACGGCCAUGACAAGUCAGUCACAGCGGUUCUGGCGCUCAAGGACUCUGCCGCAAUCACAGGAUGCGCCGACAACAUGAUCAGGGCAUAUGGACUUGCGCGCGCAGGCUCAGCCGAAGUCCUGCAAGCUGGAAAGACAUUAGCAACAGCCGAGCCUGUGCGUGCCCUUUGCCGACUGCCCACUGAGCACGAGAGCGGCGCCGAAUUCGCUAGCGCCGGUAACGACUUCGUGAUUCGUCUCUGGACCGUGAGAGGUCAACAGGUUGCUGAGCUGCACGGCCAUGAGUCGUAUGUUUACUCGCUGGCAUGUCUGCCAUCCGGGGAGAUUGUUAGCGUAGGCGAGGAUAGGACGCUUCGGAUAUGGAAAGGCCACCAGUGCGUGCAGACAAUCGUUCAUCCAGCAGUCUCGGUCUGGGCGGUAGAUGUAUGCCCCGAGACUGGCGAUAUUGUCACAGGUGCUAGCGAUGACAUCAUCCGGAUAUGGACUCGAAGCAGCGACCGCCUCGCGGAUGAGGUCACUUUGAAGCACUUUGAAGAGGCAAUCAAAGGCAUGGCUAUACCUAAGGAGACUAUGGGUGGAGAUUUGAAGAAUCAAGAGUUCCCUGGGCCCGAGUUCCUUCAAACGAAUACAGGCAAGAAGGACGGGCAUGUGCAGGUAAUCAAGAACCCUGAUGGGGGGCUUGAGGCGCACAUAUGGUCUGCAGCACAAAACAAAUGGGAGUUCUACGGUGCCGUCGUCGACUCUCCUGGAAGCUCGGACAAGAAGAUCCACCACGGAGGCAAGGAGUGGGAUUUCGUGUUCCAAGUCGACAUCGAAGAUGGCAAGCCAACACUACCUCUGCCGUAUAACGCUGGAGAGAACCCUUACGAUGCAGCGCGGAGGUUUUUGGAAGCAAACGAGCUACCUAUUGGAUAUUUAGAGCAGGUUGCCGCGUUCAUCGUGAGGGAGUCUAAAGGCCAGAACAUCGAGAAUGUUGGCGCUGCUUCAAGUGCCCCUGCUCCGACAGAGACUCCCUCAGCAGGUCCUAAGCAUGCUCUUCCAGUUCGAGAAUAUGUCUUGAUCCCAAGUUUAAACUCGGAACCACUCGUCAAAAAGAUUCUUUCCUUGAACGCGGACCUCGUAAAGAGCGGCGACAAAGAAUUCGCCAUGAAUCCGGCCCAAGUCUCAUCUCUGCAGUCCUUUGUGGCCAGUCUUCAGACCGCGUUGCAGUCAGUCUCUAGCAAGGUUUCUUGUACGAAACGCGUUGAGGUUCAGAGUCCUGGAUUCAGUAUCACCCCUCAAGACUUGGACACGAUUAUGAACAUGGCAGUCAACUGGCAAUAUGCUAUGCGAUUGCCAGCCCUUGACCUUCUCCGGUGCCUGGCUGUAUUUGAGCAAGCCGUGACAUACUCACCACGCUCCAGUCCAUCAUAUCUCGAUGCUAUUUUAAGCGCGGCCUUUGAGACGCCGACCGGCGCCCCAAUCAACGAGGCUUCGGCGUUCAUGGCUAUGCGCGCCGUUGCAAAUAGCUUUGCCACUGCUCAAGGUCGCACAACUGCGGUUGCCGUCUUCCCGCGUGUCGUUUCGAUACUCGAGGCAAUUCUAGGUAUUGAGGCUGAGCCGUUCAAGGGACCUCUGGGACCGGAGAACAGGAACCUAAACAUCGCAGUAUCGGUGGUUAUGCACAAUUACGCUGUCCUGGCAGCGGCGCAGCCAGGCACCCUUCCAACUGAGGGACUAUCUCUGCUUGUCAAUUGUAUUGGCGAGGUACUGCAAAACAAAGCGGAAACGACGACGCUCGUACGUGCUCUCGGCGCUUUAGGGACGCUCGCUCAGGUCAAGGAUCUGUCCAAGACAGUGCGGGAUCUGGGCGGCCUUGGGUGGGCUCGAUCAGUCGGCCAGAGGAGCCAGGACGCAGAGGUUAGGGGAUGGGCUGCUACGGCAGAGCAGUCGCUGGGCUGAUUUAUCCUUUUAUGAUUUUGCACAUGAUACCUGCCUAGGGAGUUGUGCCUUGGGGAUCGACGGAACGGUUGAUUUGGAGGCUGCGGAUGGAUGUAUUUCUUUCGCUUUUUCCCAAUUGCUAACGCACAGUCUUGCAUAAGAGCACCUCACAGAAUAAUCGGUAAUGAUGGCAGUGCAUAGAUCGAUGGAUUUGUUUACAGAUGAAACAACGCUGAGAUUUGUGACAGAUGCAAUGAUAACGAUAUUCAUGUGUGAUUGCUUUGAGAGGGAUGAUCCAAU